Molecule: messenger RNA, 479 nt
Organism: Symbiodinium necroappetens
Lineage: Eukaryota; Dinophyceae; Suessiales; Symbiodiniaceae
Source: the annotation of a GenBank genome assembly
AUGAUCCUGCGAGCUCAGAAGACGAAGCAGUUUGAAAUCGAGAAGCCCUGGUAUAUCAUCAAUCCUGACAGCAGCUCCUUGUUCACGGUCUGGCAAGGCCUCAGUUUCCUGGCGCUGACAUUUGUCGCUCUGAUCACACCGAUACAAGUCGGCCUCAUCGCGGAGUACAAAUUCGAUACGCUUGCCGCGGUGAGCUUGUGUGUGGACGGCAUUUUUCUCGUGGAUCUGCUGAUGCAGUUUUGCACGACCUACUCCAAGAAAACGGUGCGCGGGACGAUCUGGGAGACCAAGGUGUCGGCAAUCUCACAGCAGUACCUGAGAUCUUGGUUCGUCCUGGAUGUCAUGUCCUUGUUUCCCUUCGAUUUGAUCGGCUUGAUGAUCGGCGGAAGCGGCGGCAAUAACUUCUCGGAGCUCAAAAGCAUCAAGGUUCUCCGAGUGCUGAGACUUCUGAAGCUGACGCGGUUGCUCAAGGGGUCGAA